Meloidogyne enterolobii is the source of this 414-nucleotide messenger RNA. Lineage: Eukaryota; Metazoa; Nematoda; Chromadorea; Rhabditida; Meloidogynidae. The record is from the annotation of a GenBank genome assembly.
AUGGCAAAUUCACAACGUAAACCACUCAAAAAAUACAAGGACAACAAAAACAACCUGACCAAAUGGGAGCAGGAAUUGGACGAAAAGUUGAAAGAUCGCAAAGGUUUUUGGCAACAUUUGGAAGAAAUUCAACGUGACCACCCUCGGCCUAGCUACUCUUUUGAUGGAAAUGAUUUCUUUUUGGAACAAGAAGAGGACAAAAUUAAAUUGAGUAAAGAUUUUGAAGAAAAGAAGAAGUAUAUGGAAUUUGUUUUUGAAACGUAUUUAAGGCAAGAGAGGGAAGAAGGAGAAGGGAAGGAGGAUGAUAAGGAGUCUGAUAAAAAUGCUGAUGAUGGCUGGCAAAAAUUUCCUACUUUGACAGGUUUUGGAUUUUUUAAGUGGGUUUAUAGUAGAUUGAAUUGGUCUGGGAGCUAG